UAUUUCAAAAGAAGGUCGCGUUUCUCUACUCUUCUACUAUUCGAGAUUUGGGCCUCUCUCUCUCUCUCUCUCUGUUUGCGUGUGUGAGAAGACCCUGAGGCGAGGCGUCUCCUUCGGUUUCAGGUCGACUAAACUCUAAACGGAGCUCCAAUGGCGGAUCCUAACCUUUCAGUGUUGCCCGCAUUGGUGCUUCGGCUUCAGCUAAGUGGGAAUUCCGAAGGCCGGUAAAGAGAUCUCAAGAGAAGAACGUUCUUAGAUGAAGCAGUGCAGGACUUGGAAGAAGCUCCAAGGUUUGAGCCUCCUCCUUCGUAAAGGUUAGCUUAUAAUCUAAUGGCAUAUUUUUCCUUUUCUCGCCACGCUUGCAUUUCAGCUGUUUGGAGGUCAAAUAGCAGAUCUGAAGCCUCAAGAAGCUGAUUUUUGAGGAAUGUGUGUGGAUUUUGAGAUAAAUUUCGAGUCCGAGCUAGGGUUUAGUCAAGACCGAUGAAGAAGACCUUUAAGAGGGACCGUCGAAAGCUGUAAUGGCAGAUCCGAGACUUGAAUCUGAUUUGCAGAGGUAUUCAGCUCUAAUGACAUGGCGGGUCUGGUUUUGAAGCCCAUGAAAUGUUCUUAGAGAAAAUCCAUCAAGUUUCUCUCUGUGUAUCAGGUGAAGAACCGUUUGAUCACGAUCUCAUAGCCAGUCUCUUUCAUACAUCUCUUACCGGACUCCCUAUGAAGCACCCAAAGGCUCUCAUUUCUUUUGCACCUUUCCUUGCCUUGUUAUUCCUCCUUACCCAGGUCAUUGCUGACCUGGAUACUGACAAGCAAGCACUCCUCGAUUUUUCUGCUGCUGUUCCCCAUGGUCGGAAGCUCAAUUGGAAUUCUACUAGCCCAAUUUGUUCAACAUGGGUUGGCGUCACUUGUAGUCAGGAUGGCAAUCAUGUGGUGAUGCUUCGACUCCCAGGAGUUGGAUUAUCUGGCCCCAUCCCAGCCAACACUCUUGGAAGACUUGACGCUCUCAAGGUCCUCAGCCUCCGAUCCAACCACCUAAUUGGGAAUCUUCCUUCAGACAUCCCUUUCCUCCCAUCUCUCCAGUAUCUCUUCUUACAACACAACAACUUUUCUGGUAAUGUCCCAGCAUCUCUCUCCCGCAAACUUAACUUAAUUGAUCUCUCCUUCAACUCCUUUAAGGGCAACAUUCCACCUACAAUUCAGAAUCUGACACGCUUGACCAGGUUAAACCUACAGAAUAAUUCUUUCUCAGGACCCAUCCCUGAUCUCAACCUUCCAAGGCUUAAGCAUCUGAAUUUAAGUUACAACAACCUGAAUGGCUCAAUUCCGUCUUCCCUCCAAAAGUUCCCUAACUCUUCAUUUGUAGGAAAUCCUCUUUUAUGUGGGCCACCUUUGAGCAGUUGCUCUUCAGUUGUUCCAUCACCUUCUCCCUCGCCUUCUUCCUUGCUACCCCCACCAACAGUCCCUACUACAGAGAGAAAUGGAUCAAAGAAGAAACUUACUACUGGAGCUAUCAUUGCCAUUGCCAUUGGUGGUUCUGCAGUGCUGUUUCUUCUAGCUAUAAUUAUCUUGGUUUGCUGUCUGAAGAGUAAAAAUAGUGAAGGAGAUGGUGCCUCAAAGGGCAAGGGCUCUAGUGGUGGAAGAAGUGAAAAGCCCAAGGAGGAAUUUGGAAGUGGAAUUCAGGAGGCUGAGAAGAACAAGCUGGUAUUCUUUGAAGGCUGUUCUUAUAAUUUUGAUCUUGAGGAUCUACUGAGAGCUUCAGCUGAAGUGCUAGGAAAAGGGAGUUAUGGGACAGCUUACAAGGCCGUCUUGGAGGAGGGAACAACAGUGGUGGUGAAGAGAUUAAAGGAAGUAGUGGUGGGGAAGAAAGAGUUUGAACAGCAGAUGGAGCUUGUAGGCAGAGUUGGUCAACACCCGAAUGUUGUGCCACUCCGUGCUUAUUACUACUCCAAGGAUGAGAAGCUCCUAGUUUAUGAUUACAUCACAGCUGGAAGCUUGUCUACACUCUUGCAUGGAAACAGAGGCACUGGAAGAACUCCAUUGGACUGGAACUCCAGAAUAAAGAUAUCCCUAGGAACUGCAAGGGGUAUUGCCCAUAUCCAUGCUGAGGGUGGUGGAAAAUUUACCCAUGGAAACAUAAAGUCUUCCAAUGUUCUCCUCAAUCAAGACCAAGACGGCUGCAUCUCAGAUUUUGGGCUGGUGCCUCUUAUGAAUUUCCCAGUCACACCAUCUCGAAGUGUAGGCUAUCGCGCUCCUGAGGUGAUUGAAACCCGGAAACCAACUCAGAAAUCUGAUGUGUACAGCUUCGGUGUUCUCCUCCUUGAACUGUUGACGGGGAAAGCUCCACUCCAGUCACCGGGGCAUGAUGAUGUGGUCGAUCUCCCCAGGUGGGUCCAGUCAGUUGUAAGAGAGGAAUGGACGGCAGAGGUAUUUGACGUUGAGUUGAUGAGGUACCAAAACAUUGAAGAAGAGAUGGUGCAGAUGCUACAGAUUGCCAUGGCAUGUGUAGCAAAGGUGCCAGAUAUGCGACCCAAGAUGGAGGAAGUAGUCAGGAUGAUUGAGGAAAUCCGGCAAUCUGAUUCGGAGAACCGCCCUUCUUCCGAGGAAAACAAAUCCAAGGAUUUGAAUGUGCAAACCCCAUGAUUAACUUUGGGGUUGUGAGGUUGAAACGUUUAAACCAAAUCCAUGUAUCAUGUAUGCGUUCGCUCAUGAAAUGCGCCAGAAUUAACUGGAUUUCUUUAGGUUUUUUAGCGUUUUAAAAUAUUUGUCAUUGGAUGAGGUAUGAGGGUUCUCAUCAUUCCAUCCCAUCAUUUGUUGUAAAGACGUUUCUUUGAUAUUUGUGAAUUUGAUUAAUCUUUAAUCAAUUAAUGUUUCUGUGUCAA
This is a messenger RNA of Nelumbo nucifera (sacred lotus), 2870 nucleotides long. Lineage: Eukaryota; Viridiplantae; Streptophyta; Magnoliopsida; Proteales; Nelumbonaceae. The record is from RefSeq and is a predicted model, not a curated record.